AUGGCUUCAAAUUCGAUUUCUUCGAAUUCAAGUACUGGUAGUCCUGGAAAUGAGAUUGUACCUGCAACACAGCAAGGAGAAGAAAAUGAAGAAGGUCAAUCGCAUCAUCAUACCACCACGAAGAAAGGUGCUACAAAGAAAGUUGCUGCAAAGAGAAAGAGGGCAGAGAAAGUUGAGAAACAAAAGAAGUCUAAGGAGAGAAGUUGGAUUUGGAGACAUUUCACGAAGGAAGAUCACCCCAUUAUGGAGAUUGUUGAUGGAACUGAGCAGAUUGUUGGGCACACCACAAGAGCACAAUGUAAGUAUUGUCCUACUCACCUAGCAUGUAAUUCGACUAGUAAUGGAACUAGUUCUCUGAUUAAACACAUAGAACAAAUAUGCAAGGAAUACCCGGGUAGGAAUGAAUUGGCAGGGGGUCAAACUCAGCUUGUUGUUGAUGAUUUGGAUGAAAGUUUGGUAGCUAGGCAGUGGACUCAAGAAGCUUGCAUUCAAGCUGCUACGGUUAUGAUAGUGAUGGAUGAAAUGCCCUUUAGUGCCAUAGAAAGACCAGGGUUUAAGUAUUUCUAUAAGGUGGCUAUUCCGAAAUGGAAAAUUCCUUGUAGGAAGGUUAUUGUGAAAAUUUUUUUGAAAAUGUAUGAGUCCAAGAAGGAAGAGCUUAGAAUGGAAUUAAGUAGUCAUUGUGUGUGCUUGACAACCGAUACUUGGACAUCCCUUCAAAACAUCAACUAUAUGGUCUUAACUGCCCAUUUCAUAGAUAAUGGGUGGAAAUUGCACAAGAGAGUUCUCAAUUUUUGUGUAAUUCCAAAUCAUCAAGGAGUUACAAUCGGAAAAAUUUUGGAGUCAUGUUUGAGGGCUUGUAUAAGAAAUGCAGUUCGCUAUGUUAGAUCAAGCUCAUCAAGAUUAGAUGCAUUCAAGUCUUGUAUUGAAAAAGAGGUGGAUGAUUGCAAGAGGAUUUGUGUGUUGGAUGUUCCAACAAGGUGGAAUUCCACCUACAUUAUGUUGGAUACAGCUUUAGAGCUUAGAAAGGCAUUUGAUAGGCUGCAAGAUGAUGAGGACACCAAGUACAUGUCUUAUUUUGAUGAAGAUGAAGAGGCUGAUGAGGAAGAUGGUGAAGAGCCGGAUGAUUUCAGUGUUGAUUUGUCUGCAAUUAGGAGAAGGGCUUCUAGGAAGAGGGUUGGACCACCUAAUGCGGCAGAUUGGGCAAAGGCAGUGGUGUUUGUGAAGUUUUUGAAAGUGUUUUAUAAUGUAACAUUGAGUGUUAGUGCCACAAAACACCCUACCUCACCAAAAGCUUUCCAUGAUAUUAUUUCAGUCCAUGCCGAGAUUGAAGAUUUGUUUUGUCAACCUGUGGAUAGCCAUGAUGUUACACAAAAGAUCUUGUUUCAGAUGGCACAGAAGAUGAGGGCCAAGUACCAAAAAUACUAUGGAAAGCUUGAGGACAUUAACCAACUCUUGUUGGUUGCCUUGGUUUUGGAUCCAAGGUAUAAGAUUAGAUACUUUGAAAAUGCGUGCAAGAAGAUGUUGAACAUGGAUGAUUUAGAAAUUAAGAAGAAGAGUGUUGAAUUGAAAGAUUUGGUGAUAAGUUUGACUGAUCUGUAUGCAGCUUCGCUGCCUUCACAGAGUUCACAAAGAACCAAAUCAUCAGAGGUGACCCAAACUGGUGGCAGUAGCAGAUACAAUUCAACUAGAGUUACCGGCAAGAUGGCAGAUAUGCUUGAGGAGUGGGAUAAAGAGCUUGAACAUGGUGAUGCAGUUGUGGUGAACAAUGAGGUUGAUAGGUACCUUCUAGACCCUAUUGAGAAGCCUCCCAAAGGAGUUGAGUUCAAGAUUUUAACAUGGUGGCAGCUUAAUGGCCCUAAAUAUCCCAACCUCCAAGCUGUAGCCAAAGAUGUUCUUGCCAUCCAAGUGUCGACAGUGGCAAGUGAAUCUACAUUUAGCACCGGAAAGAGGGUUAUAGAUCCUCACAGGAGUUCUUUAACUCCUAGAUCAGUUGAGGCAUUAAUUUGCCUUCAGAACUGGCUGAAAUCAGAUUCCAUUACUAGCUUGGCUUAUGUUCCUACUCCGGAGGAAAUGGAAUGGUUUGAAGAUGUGGAACAAGAACAAGAUAAAGAAGAAAGAGAAAGGAAGGAGAAGGAGGCAACUGCAUCAUCGAUUCCUUCAAAGGCUAGUAAGGUCAGCAAGAAUUCCACAACUUCUGAUGCAGCUAAGUCAAAGAAAAAGAGUUCAAGAACCAUCAAAGUGACUGCAUAA
This is a messenger RNA of Rosa rugosa (rugosa rose), 2250 nucleotides long. RefSeq names its product zinc finger BED domain-containing protein RICESLEEPER 2-like. Gene Ontology annotation, molecular function: DNA binding; protein dimerization activity. Lineage: Eukaryota; Viridiplantae; Streptophyta; Magnoliopsida; Rosales; Rosaceae. The record is from RefSeq and is a predicted model, not a curated record. The transcript has 3 exons. Bases 1 to 2250 code for a protein of 749 amino acids.